Molecule: messenger RNA, 6635 nt
Organism: Ruditapes philippinarum (Manila clam)
Lineage: Eukaryota; Metazoa; Mollusca; Bivalvia; Venerida; Veneridae
Product: sialin-like
Exons: 11
Coding region: 30-1556 (508 amino acids)
Biological process (GO): transmembrane transport; monoatomic anion transport
Molecular function (GO): transmembrane transporter activity
Source: RefSeq, a predicted model, not a curated record
CAAUUGAGAACGUCAGUUGAGUAAGAAAUAUGUCAAAAAUGAUUCAAACUGAAGAUAAAGUUCCGUUAUUGGGAAGCACAUCUUCAAAUGUUGCAUUAAAACCUCCAAAAGGAUGGGGAUACAGACAUUCGCUGGCAUUCCUAGCAUUUUUUGGCUUUGUCAAUGUAUACUGUAUGAGAGUAAACCUGAGCGUUGCCAUGGUUGAUAUGGUGAAACCCCAGCACAAAGAUGACCAGAACUCUACAUCUGAUGAGUGCCAAGAUCACAACCUCAACAGUACCAAAACUAAUGAAGGAGAGUUUGACUGGAGUACAGAUCUACAGGACUACAUUCUUGGAUCAUUCUUCUAUGGUUACAUUCUUACACAGAUCCCAGGGGGUUGGAUGGCUGAGAAGUUUGGGGCUAAGUGGCUGUUUGGGCUAGGUGUGUUAUGUACAUCGGUGCUUACACUGGUAACACCAAUAGCUGCACGGUACCAUGUAGGAGUCUUUAUUGCAGUUAGAGUGCUGGAGGGACUAGGAGAGGGUGUGACAUUUCCUGCUAUGCAUGCUAUGUGGGGCAAAUGGGCUCCACUGUAUGAAAGAUCAAAGCUUGCUGGAUUCUCAUAUGCAGGAGCUCAACUAGGGACAGUGUUUGCUCUGCCAAUUUCUGGUUGGUUGUGCGAUCAGAAAACAUUUGCUGGUGGAUGGCCCUCAGUAUUCUAUGUCUUUGGUGGUAUUGCAUGUGUUUGGUUUCUGGUUUGGACAUUGUUUGCAUAUAACACUCCUGCAGACCAUCCUAAGAUUUCUAGAGAAGAGCGAGAAUUUAUCGAAUCAAGUGUUGGUAUGAAAGAGGAUAUUGCAACACCAUGGGGAGCUAUUCUGAGAUGUCCAGCAGUGUGGGCGGUCUGUAUAGCUCACUUCUCCAACAACUGGGGCUUUUAUACGAUGCUUACAACACUACCAAGCUAUAUGAAAAAUAUCCUAAAGUUUGAUAUAAAAACCAAUGGUAUGUUAUCAGCGUUACCAUAUUUGGGCUGUUGGAUAGGUCAGAACUCAUCUGGAAUUACAGCUGAUUAUCUACGUAGCAAGGGCUACCUUUCUACCGUGGCAACUAGAAGAUUAUUCACUGUUUUUGGUCUUGCGGUUCCUGGCCUCACAAUGAUUCUUAUACAGUUUGCUGGAUGUAACCAGACAGCAGCUGUUGCCAUGCUUGUGUUAUGUCUCACAGCAGGGGGCUUCACAAUGGGUGGAUUCCAGGUUAAUCAUAUUGAUCUGUCUCCAAACUUUGCUGGAGUGCUAAUGGGAAUGUCUAACACCUGGGCUACUAUCCCUGGUUUCUUAGGACCUGCAGUGGUUGGCUGGCUGACUCAUAAACAUGACACACGGGACCAGUGGCAAAUUGUGUUUUACAUCGCAGCUGCAGUGUAUCUCUCUGGUGCAGUGCUAUACUUCCUGUUGUCACGUGGUACGGUGCAAGACUGGAAUGAACCUGUUCGGGGAGUCUCAUUUAAACAUAGAGAAACAAAAAGCCCUACAUAUAGGAUUCCUGCCGUGGAACAUCAGGCUGUAGAUUAAUGAUAUGUGAUAUUAGAUUAUAUUAUGUAAUGUGUAACCAUUGUUUUUUAUGAUUUAGGUCUUAUAUAGAAUUCAGGUUCACUGAAUUUAGUCCAGACUAUUCAGAAAUUUUGGGAUGGUCAAAAUUAACUAAAACUACUUGCCAUUUUAAUAGUUUUUUCAGUAAAGAAAUAGUUUGAAAAAUUAUGUGAUAAAAAACAUUGUAUUCUUUUUCCUCAGCAAGUUUCAACAGUUUUACAUGUUUCAUGAUGUUGUGAAACAUUUUCCAAGAUUUCACAUUCCUGUUACAUGUAAUGUGCUUUUAUUGUUGUUUUUAUUUUUGUCAAAUGUUGUUUUUAUUAACUGUUACAUGUAUUAAAGUGAGUCCCACUUUCAAAUGCAAAUUAACUAUCAAUCUUUGUAUAACAUUUCAUUUUUAUUGCCACCAAGAGUAAUUUAAAUUCAUAACAUUUAAGGUAAUUUCUUUAAUUAUUUUGCGAUUGCAAUUUUGUUAAAAGGGGUUUAAUUUUUCAUUGCAAAUCUUAAGUUAAAUCCCUAGGCAUGUGUGUACACAUAAUAUUUCAGAGUGUUAUAAAAGAAGAGUGAAGGCCUUGUCAAGUGUGAGUUGUGCAAUACAAUUUAAAUCACUGGGUUGUAAUGGCAUUUUUAGUUUGUUUAGUUUUUUUUUCUCUAAAAGUAAUGUAAUUUUAUGGCAAAAUAUGAAGGUUGUUAUGGCAUUUUUAGUAUUUAUUCUCUAAAUAUAAUAUAAUUUUAUGGCAAUAGUUGACAGUUGUUAAGACAUUUUUAAACCUACAUUAUAUUUGUUAUUUUUAAGGUGAUAUUAUAAUUUUUUAUUGUGACAUUUGUGAUAAAAGAGUUGAAUUAUAUUUGAUCAUCAAAAAUGUAAUCGUAUGUUGUAAAAAAAAAUUUAAGAUGUAGUUUUAAUUGCAAUAGAUAAUGGCAAAUUAUGUCCUAGAAAUUUUUGUUUUUCCAAUUAAGAAAGUGUAAACAUAUAUUAGAUAACAUUUUAAAAAUGAAAAUGGUUUUAAUGCAUACUAGAUGUUUAUGACCAGAAGUUAGUAGUACAAAAUGUGAAAUAAUCUUUUAUAAUAGUAGCAUAAUGAUAUCAAAGUGGUAUUUUGACUGCCAUAUAAAAUACUUAAUUAAAUGGCCAAGAAGCAAAAUACCGGUAAGUUAAAAGGUGGUUCAGCUUUAUGGUAAAUGGGUAUAUUUUUAGAGGUUGUAACAGGACUCUUGCAUUAAAAAGUGUUUUAAGAAAUGAACUUGAUAUCAUAUUUAGGGCAUAAUUGGACUUAAAAGGUUGUACAACUGUCCUGUAAAAGAAUUUUUUUAUUCAUUUGUGAGUAUUUUUAUUUUUGAUUGAUGUAAUUUUGAACAUCAAUUUUCUUUGUAAAUCAGGGCUGUGGUGCAUGUACAAUGAGUAAAUUGUAUGACUUAGCUAAAAUUCUUGUACUUUAUUUUUGUAAAAGUUUUUUGUUUUUGUUUUUUCAACUGUGAAUUUUAUUUUUAUGGCAAUCACCUGUCUUCCCUACAGUGCAAAAAUUAUCAAAACUCUAUCUGUGAUAUAGAUGUAUAAUCAAAAAGGUAAUUCCAGAUGUUUUGUGUAAAUAUAUAUUCUUUUUAUUUCACUUGGGUUAGUAUUUUUGUGUAAAUAAUAAAAUAUAUGUAUGUUAAAGUGUAUAAAGCUAUAUACUUAUAUGCUGUCUGUAAUACGAAAUUAUUGUUUGAACUGUGAAAAAAGAAUAAAAGAAACAUUUUAUAUUUAUCGUUUAGAACCAAUGGCAUUAUUAUUUAGCACAAAAUUAUUGCUAAUAGCUUAUAAUCCUACUUAAAUAAUAUUAUGUUUUAAGAACAUCUUAUUCUGUUAACUUACAUUAUUCAGCUAUUCUAAAGUUUAAAUAUGUUAUUUUUAAUAUAUAAAUUGUUUCAUAUAAUUGUCAAAUUAAAAGAAUCAAGUUGGAAAAUGAUAUUUGCUAACGAUAAAAUACAUAAAAUUUCAGGAAAUCUCUCAAUACCUCUAAUAUACUGGUCUACUGUCUAUAUUUAAAUUCAUAAAUUUGUUUCCCGAUCUUUCUAAAAACGAAGAUCACCAUAAAUAAUUCUCAGGACGCUGUUUUUAAGAAGGCUUAACAGUGAUAUGAUGCACUUUUCCAAGAUAAAAUUACUGAAAUACUUAGUUUGAAACAACACAGAAUUGUUUUUUCCAACAGAAAAAAUAAACUGUAGGCUGAUGCAGAUGGGAAUCACAGUCGUUUCCUAUAUGUGACAACAGUUGGUUCCAAUCUGUGAUAAGUCGGUUCCAAACUGUGACAGUAGUUGGUUACCAUCUGUGAGAGCAGUCAAAGUUUGAUGAUUCUUUUUCUUGCAUAUUAUAUUACAUCGUAUAUCAGAAAGAAUUUUUGAAAAUUAAGUAUUUUCAUUUAGCAUUUUUUUCUUGCAUUUUUUUCUUAUAUUUGUGUAAAAAGUUCAUUCAAAGUGGUAAAAUCAUCUUAAGCACACAGUUCAAUUAUAAAAAGCAAGUUGGAGUGUUUUCUUUAUAAGUAGAUGACUUGUCUUACACAGUGGGUGUUAAGACAGGUUUUUCUAGCACCGGUGAAAACAGCAGAAAAUUCAAUCUGAUAUGCAAGAAAUAAUAGAGACAUUCUAUGUGAAAACUCAUUUGAGAAUCAGCCAUAAGAUAGUGGAAACAAUUAUAAAUUUCAUAAAAAUAUGUCAUCAUAUAUAGCUUUAUAAUUUUUAACUUUGUGUUUUUAUAAGAAUGCAAGCAGUAUUAUUUUUCACAGGAAAGAAAUUUUACCUGAAAGACUGGGAUGAAAAACAGGUAUGUUAGAAGAUAAGAUUAGGAUAUUUUGUUUUUGCUUUACUGACUAAAAAUAUUGAUUGACAAGAUUGAAAGUGUUGUGAGAAUUUGAAUGUGAAGUGUCUGCUGAAUUUGAGUAAUGGAUUUGUCCAGCUUCCAUUUUUAGAAAUGGAGUAUGAAAUUUUACUAAUAACUAAGUAAUAUUGUAAAAUAGGAGUAUGAAAUUUUACCAAUAACUAAGUAAUAUUGUAAAAUAGAAGUAUGAAAUUUUACCAAUAACUAAGUAAUAUUGUAAAAUAGGCGUAUGAAAUUUUACCAUAACUAAGUAAUAUUGUAAAAUAGAAGUAUGAAAUUUUACCAAUAACUAAGUAAUAUUGUAAAAUAGGCGUAUGAAAUUUUACCAAUAACUGAGUAAUAUUGUAAAAUAAGAGUAUGAAAUUUUACCAAUAACUAAGUAAUAUUGUAAAAUAGAAGUAUGAAAUUUUACCAAUAACUAAGUAAUAUUGUAAAAUAGGAGUAUGAAAUUUUACCAAUAACUAAGUAAUAUUGUAAAAUAGGAGUAUGAAAUUUUACCAAUAACUAAGUAUUUUUGUAAAAUAGGAGUAUGAAAUUUUACCAAUAACUAAGUAAUAUUGUAAAAUAGAAGUAUGAAAUUUUACCAAUAACUAAGUAAUAUUGUAAAAUAGAAGUAUGAAAUUUUACCAAUAACUAAGUAAUAUUGUAAAAUAUGAGUAUGAAAUUUUACCAAUAACUAAGUAUUUUUGUAAAAUAGGAGUAUGAAAUUUUGCCAAUAACUAAGUAUUUUUGUAAAAUAGGAGUAAGAAAUUUUACCAAUAACUAAGUCAUAUUGUGAAAUAGGCGUGUGAAAUUUUAAUGAUAAAUAAGGAACACAAUGUUUUUAGCUCACCUGUCACAAAGCGACAGGGUGAGCUUUUGUGAUCGCUUUUCGUCCGUCGUCCGUCUGUCCGUAAACUUUUACUUUAAAUGACAUCUCCUCAUAAACCACUAAGCCAAUUUCAUCCAAACUUCACACGAAUGUUCCUUUGGUGGUAAAACGAAACGAAUCCGUUUAAAGGUGUAAUGAUGGGGGCCUUACUUCCAAGUUUGUUCAAAUGAAAGCCCUUGGGUUUAAACCGGCCCUGCUCCGGGGGCCUUUAUACAGGUGAGCAACCACAGGGCCAUCAUGGCCCUCUUGUUUAAAAUGUAAGUCCCCUAUGGAAUGGGUGAGGGGCUCAAAUUUUACCAUACCUGUUAUAGUUUUAACUCUUUUGGUCCUGUAUGGAAAAAUAUAAGCUUUUUUUUUUAAAGUUUUAUAUAUUAUGGGGCUUAUAUUUUACUAUGCAUUUUUUAUUUGUUAAUAUAAUUGUUCUCAUAAGAAAUGGUCUUAGAUAGAAUUUCAGACUAUUGUUACAAUGACAUGUGUACACAGGCAAAUGAGAUUUUGGGUUGUUUAAAAUCCUUGAUUAUUUAUGUGAUGAUAUACUUAUUGACAAAUUAUGUGCAAUAUGGAAAUACAUGUACUAUUAAAACUUAUUCACUCAACGUUCUUCUUGUCUGUCUUAUAUAAUAAGAUAUGUUGGCUGUUAUACUGCCUGGAUGUGUACACAUUUUGGCCAUAUUUCUGGAGUCAGAGACUGCAAAAUCUCUGUUAUUGGAAGUCACAUUAAAUUUUUAUAGAUAAAGAAGGAAAAGGUAUUAGAUUUUGGAAGUCACAAGCUAAAAUCAAGGAGUAAAUGACUCCCAACUAACUUCCAUUAACAGAAGCCCUGCAUAUUUUGUAGCUGGAUGUUGGCCAGAUUUAUCAGACAUCAUGCUGCCUUGAUGUUGGCCAGAUAGGUUGUAGCUAUGCCACCUAGGUAUUGGCCAGAUUUGUUAGCAGUUUACCUGCCGACAGCUGGAUGUUGGCCAGAUUUAUCAGAAAUCCUGCUGCCUUGAUGUUGGCCAGAUAGGUUGUAGCUAUGUAGGAGCAGUAGUCCAGUGGUAGGACGAGCGCUUAGGGAUCGAGAGGUCCCGGGUUCGAACCCCACCAGGGGCACUGCUAAUUUCCUUGAGCAAGAAAUUUACCUGCGAUUGCUUCACUUCACCCAGGUGUAAAUGGGUACCUGCGAGGGUGGUAUAAUUCCGUUACGCCAAAGUGUCGGCUGCACUAAGCGGAGUUAAAAGACUCCCCAGGGAGAUUGAUAGAUAGAUACCAGUAGCCCGAUGACCAGGGGUAAUAGCUGUAAAGUCGGUGAACGUGCGUAAGCAUGAAACUUAGACUAUAAAAUGCAAUUACUUUA